Messenger RNA from Oxyura jamaicensis (ruddy duck), 846 nucleotides. It is a transcript of the gene EMP1, whose product is annotated as epithelial membrane protein 1. The record is from RefSeq and is a predicted model, not a curated record. Lineage: Eukaryota; Metazoa; Chordata; Aves; Anseriformes; Anatidae. Gene Ontology annotation, cellular component: plasma membrane. The transcript has 5 exons. The coding region runs from base 251 to 736 and encodes 161 amino acids.
UUUUUUUUCUCCCUGCUUUAAAGGCAGACUGAUUCAUAGUAACUCCUUUAAAACAGAGCAGAGAGACACCACCCUCGCGCACCACCGAGGAAACUUAAACCACCAGCAGGUCACUCCCCUUCACUACGGCUCUGCGCUCCGGCACAGCAGCACCGCAGCCCCACACGCUCCUGCUUCCACAGGUGCCAGCACCAGCCCCAGCCCACCCGAGCUCUCUGCAUUAGCGACACCACCUAGGAAGGACGCCAAGAUGUUGGUGCUACUGGCUGGUAUCUUUGUGGUUCACAUCGCCACCGUCAUCAUGCUCUUCGUCUCCACCAUUGCCAACGUUUGGAUGGUGGGUUCCAGCACCAUGGGAAAAGCCUCGUGGGGACUCUGGCUAAUGUGCAAUGGCACCUGCAGGCAGCUGACAGUCAGCAGCAACGACAUGGCUUCCCUCAAAGCAGCACAAGCCUUUAUGAUCCUCUCAAUCAUUUUCUCCGUCAUCGCGCUUGUCAUGUUCAUUGUCCAGCUCUUCACCCUAGAGAAAGGCAAACGUUUCUACAUCACUGGAGCCAUCAUGCUGGUUUGCUGGUUGUGCAUUUUGAUUGGAGCCUCCAUUUACACAGCUCGGUUCACAGGCUUGCGGUCAGGAUUCACAAAUGUUCACCACGGCUACAGCUUCAUAUUGGCCUGGAUCUGCUUUUGCUUCAGUUUCAUCAUUGGCAUCCUCUACCUUGUUCUUAGGAAAAAAUAAGGCUGAUGGGAGUACUGGGGAGAGGGUUGGCUGCUGGAGACAGGGAAGAAUUGCUCUGCUGAGAGAACUGUUGGGCCAAUAGAAAAAAAAAAAAAAAAAAAAAAAAGAAA